Molecule: messenger RNA, 2443 nt
Organism: Chilo suppressalis (striped riceborer)
Lineage: Eukaryota; Metazoa; Arthropoda; Insecta; Lepidoptera; Crambidae
Source: the annotation of a GenBank genome assembly
GGGUAAAGCAGCCAUUUUGUGGUGUCGUUAUUAAGUCGUGUGUUCUUCAUAAAAUUUCGUCUAUUUUACAUUGGAAGUGUUACUUUUUGUUAUGAUAUGAGCAUCUUCAAAACAAAAUCACCGCUUUUAAAAAGUUUUUGAUUGAGUUGUUGGAUUUAAUUUACAGAUAAAAUAUUGUAAAAAACGUGAGAGAAGAUAUUGCUUAUUGUACUGGAAUGCUAGGCUAGUUAAUGACGAUAUUAUAGUGGAGUCAAUUAUUUAUUGUAUUAUUUAAAUAUUAAAAAUAAUACUGUAGAACAAAUCAUGGAACAAGAUGUGCACACCACGUAUAGUUCAGUCUGCAGUACUUGCCUCAGCAGAGAUAGAUAUGUGUAUACCAUAAAUGAGUCCCAUUUGGUGUAUCAACAGGUUUUUCGUUUACUGAUGCACGACUUUGAAGCUGAUCGAUUUGGUGACCAAGCUCCAAAAAUUGAGCAAACAGUGUGUUGGGAAUGCCUUGCAAUCAUGAAGAAAUUUAGCCGAUUCAAAAAUCAAGUGCACAAUGCACAAGAGCAUUUGUACAUCCUUGCCAUGAGUAGAACACAAGAGACUAUGGAUCACACAUACAUGUCUCAAUCCCUAUCCACUCUCGAAGCUGUCACCAAACGUGACUACGACAAGAUAUAUCUGUACUACACUCAAGACGAGUGGCCCCAGUCAUUUAUAGUCAAUGCUGGAGAUGUUAAGAACGAACAGUAUGAUGUAGCACAGGCGGUCAGGGAUAAUAUACAGCUGAAUAUUGAUGAUCAUGUGCUUGAAGUACCAGCGAUGGUUUUGGAAAAUCCUACUACUGGAGUGAUGUCCCGAGUAGUUGUCGAUACGGAUGCCCUUGUAUCAACAGGAGAUUCCAUGAACAAGCGAGAACUCAACAUAGACAGUAUGAUGGACAACCCCAAGAUUGAAGUGAUGAGCCAUGUGAAGUCAUUAAAAGCGCCUACAGAAUAUGUGGAAUGCUUGCCUGGCACCGAAGUAUUGAGAGAUCGACAUUACUGCUUCAUUAUGGCACCAAUGGAUGUGUCCAAGGCGGAAGAUACAGAAAACAAAUCACACUUAAGCACCGACAAAAUACUCGGAUACACGGGGAUGGAACUGACUCCGAUGAGAACGAUAGAGGCACCUAAACUUGAGGCGACGGAUACCAAACCAAAUAUAACCCCCAAGAAAUUACUAGGGUACACCAUGGAUUAUAUGACAGAAGAGGAAUUGAAUGCGAUGAGAUCAGAAUUAAAAAAUAAAAUACAAUAUGCUAGCUCAGCGUACAAAUGUGAAUUGUGUAUAAUUGGUUUCUACACGCAGCAGCAAGUUGAAGACCACUUCCUGUCCGACCAUAGAGCCAAGCCUGGUAAAUCCUCUUGCUCAAUAUGCUGCGUGUACAUAGACGACUCUAAACUGAUCAGUCACCAGGACUCGCACUACUUCCGGUACACUUGCAAGAUGUGCGGCCAUAGAGAAUACAGCGAGAGAAUCAUGUCUAUGCAUGUGAAAAGUCAUACGGAGGCACAGGUACAUGGUGCGGUUAUAAGGAUAGGAAGCGGUGCUGGAAAGAGCAAAAAGAAAGCCAAGGAGACCGGCACUAAACCACCACCGAAACCAGGCGAUCUCAGGAAGUUGCUAUCGAAGACUACCAUUGAGGGAUACCAGUGCUUGGAGUGCGAUAUGUUCUUCAAAAAUUCGCGAACAAGGAAAACUCAUGUAGCAAGAUGCCACAGAGAAGGUUUCCAGUGUGACCAUUGUAAAAAGAGAUUCGUCAAUAAAACUACCCUGGCAACACAUCUUAGGCUCCACGAAGGCCCCUUACCCCGUGAGGAAUGCCCCAUCUGCCACAAGAUGGUGCGAAAAAUCCAACUAAAAUACCACAUACAACGCCACCAGAACAAAAAACGCUAUGAAUGCGUCGAUUGCAACAAAAUCUUCUCACACUUGGCCACGUACCAGGGACAUCUCAAGUACAGCAGGGCGCAUGCAUCCGAUCAAAUUUUUAAAUUUCCUUGCCCGAUGUGCAACAAAGGUUACCCCACAAAAGAAUCUAUGCAGGACCACUUCAACUACCAACAUUUAGGGAAAACAUCACACAAAUGCCCCAUCUGUGAUAAGCCAAUAGCCUCCCGUGCUAACGUGGAAAAGCACAUAAUGCGCGUACACGGACAGAAGAAGGAGAAACCACGAAAACACGUGUGCCAAAUAUGUGACAAGGGAUUUACGGACAAGAAAGCUCUGAAUCAACACGAGGUCAUACAUUCAGGGGAGAGACCCCUCACUUGUGAUAUCUGCCAACAGACUUUCAAGCAAAAAGCAUCUCUAUAUACACACAGGAAACGAGUGCACAAAGUGUUUCCGGCGAAGCGAUUGGUCCGAUACGUGGAGCCUCCGACACAAAACUGAAACAAUACUUCACAGACAAGGG